GACCCACGUGCUUCUGUUCGGGUCGGAGAAGAAGUGAAGGAUUCGAUAUUGUGCUGGUUGAGAUCGGAAGUAGUUUUCGGAGCUGCGGAUCUAUUUCCUCUGCAGAACACGAUGCCGGAGAAUCAGCAUAAAUCCGGUCCCCUGAAACAGCAGAACAAAACCCAUAAGACCGGGGCCCAUUCGAGCAAGCGGGCGGUGAACCGGAUAGCUGCAGGUCGGGUCGGUGCGAAAGUUUCAACGGUGAAGUCUGGCCGUAAAUUGAAACGUCAUGAGAGGAAACUGCAGCUUGCCCAAAUUCGGAAACAGAAGCAAGUUCGAGUUGCGGAGCAGAAACGUAACUUGGGAAAGUUCGGAACCGCUCCAUACCUUGUGGCUAUCGUUCCUUUGCACCCCAUCAUCGACUCACACAGAUUCUUGGAUCAGAUGAAGAAUUGCCACCAAGACGUUGAGCUCCAAGAAGAUUCGAAGGGGUACCUGCACAUGGCGGUGACGCACCUGAAGAAGCGUUAUUGCUUUGCUCUCUGUAACCGCGAGGAUAUCUACGGGUCGAUGGACAUCGUGAAAGUAGCGGACGUUGUGGUCUUCCUUUACGAUUAUCAGGACGGUUACGACGAAGAAGGCGAUUUGUUGCUCUCGAUCUUCAUGGGUCAAGGUUUGCCUUCGUCGAUCCAUGUGGUGUCCUGCUCUGCGUCAUUGGACGACAGACCAUUCAAUGCCAAGGACUUCAAGCGAAGUGCAAAGCUCCAGAUAGAAAGCAGGUUUCCGGGCGAGAAGAUCCACUGCCUGCAGAAAGACACCGAUGCUGUUUUGUUGCUGAGCCGGAUAGCGGAGAUCAAGGAGAAGAGACUCAACUUGAGAGGCAAUCGCUGCUGUCUCUUGGGUGAGAGCGUCGAGUUCAUCCCGAACGACGCCAGCAAUUUCGAGGGAACUUUGAAGGUUACUGGUUAUUUGAAAGGAGGGCGACCCCUCGACGCCAACCAUUUAGUGCACAUCCCUGGCUACGGCGACUUCCAGAUCGACCGGAUAGAGAAACCCAUCGAUCCAUAUCAAUCGAAAACCAAACCUCAAGAUAUGGACAUGGGCCCAGAAGUCCUGCAAAAGGCAGACCCUUUGAAGCGGGAGAGCCUUCAAGCAGAAAAUCCCAUCGACGAAAUGGCUGCCGAGCAGACUUUUCCAUCGCCUGAGGAACUGCAGGAGGCAGAGAGGGAGAACAGAACUAUAAAAAAGAAAGUCCCACGUGGGACGUCUGAGUACCAGGCAGCCUGGAUUCUCGAUGACGAGGGGAGCGGUAGCGAGAUCGAUGAUCAAGAAACGGACGAGGACUCUGAAGGAGAUGAGAUGGCUGAGGAGAUUCUGAGCGCGGAGGAAGUUUCUGCGAGCUCCGACGAUGAUGAGGAGGUUGAAUGGCUCGACACUCAGAGCGAUGCAAUGUCCAUAGCCGCAGAUGGCGCUUACGACAAGAAUCUAGACCUGAAGGAGGACAUGGAAAUGCUCGAGAAAUUCCGGGAACAGCGGCUGCAGGUGCAUUUCCCCGACGAAAUGGACACUCCUCAAGACGUGAAUGCCCGAACGCGCUUCCAGCGUUUCCGCGGUCUCAAGAGCUUCCACGCGUCCCCGUGGGAUCCCAAAGAGAACCUCCCAGUAGAUUACUCUCGCAUUUUCCAAUUCAAGAAUUUCAAUCGGAUACGGAAGCGAGUGCUUCGGAUCGACGCCGAGGAAUGUGAUGGCGCUCUGCCGGGCUGGUAUGUGAGCGUUCAUCUCCUAAACGUACCUCAUCGAGUGGCAGCAUCGAAAUCGUCGAUAGUUCUGUUCGGUCUCCUCCCUCACGAGCAGAAGAUGUCCGUUCUCAACGUGGCCAUUGCAAGACAUCGCAGUUUCAACCAACCUGUCCGCAGCAAGGAGAGACUCAUUUUCCAAGUUGGCUUCCGUCGGUUCGCGAGCUGUCCAAUAUUCUCGCAGCAUACGAUGACCAGCAAGCAUAAAUUCGAGCGAUUCCUUCCUCUGGAGGGCGCGUGCGUCGCUUCCAUGUACGCACCGAUAACCUUCCCACCGGCUCCAGUUCUCGUUUUCCAAGAUUCCACCAACAAUGGUCUCAGACUGGUCGCUACGGGAGGCGUUCUGUCUGCUGAUCCCGAUCGAUGCGUCAUCAAGAGAGUGGUCUUGUCUGGACAUCCGUUCAAGAUAAAUAAGCGCCACGCCGUCAUACGUCACAUGUUCUUCAACAGAGAGGACAUCCUGUGGUUUAAGCCGAUUGAGCUGCGCACGAAGUACGGUCUCAGGGGGCACAUCAAAGAACCUUUAGGUACUCACGGCCACAUGAAGUGCGUAUUCAAUCAACAAAUGAAAUCCAUGGACACGGUUCUGAUGAAUCUCUACAAACGAGUCUAUCCCAAAUGGACCUAUGACCCUUGGGUGGCGCCUGCGAAAUUCAUCGAAACCGACCCCGGUCUCCCAGAGGACCCGGACGAUACGGAGAUGGCUUCGUAACGAUGAAGUCGUGAAUUCUUCGUCAACAAAUCGUUCCUCGGAAUGGGAUGUAAUGGAUCGAUUCUGUAUUUUUCUCGAUUCUCCUUAUUCUGAUGGCGUGAUCGUUGAUAAACUGAA
Messenger RNA from Galendromus occidentalis (western predatory mite), 2604 nucleotides. RefSeq names its product Tsr1 ribosome assembly factor (gene Tsr1). The coding region runs from base 112 to 2487 and encodes 791 amino acids. The record is from RefSeq and is a predicted model, not a curated record. NCBI's taxonomy places the organism in Eukaryota, Metazoa, Arthropoda, Arachnida, Mesostigmata, Phytoseiidae. The transcript is spliced from 14 exons. Gene Ontology annotation, biological process: ribosome biogenesis; endonucleolytic cleavage of tricistronic rRNA transcript (SSU-rRNA, 5.8S rRNA, LSU-rRNA); maturation of SSU-rRNA from tricistronic rRNA transcript (SSU-rRNA, 5.8S rRNA, LSU-rRNA). Gene Ontology annotation, cellular component: nucleus; preribosome, small subunit precursor. Gene Ontology annotation, molecular function: U3 snoRNA binding; GTPase activity; GTP binding.